Molecule: messenger RNA, 573 nt
Organism: Ixodes scapularis (black-legged tick)
Lineage: Eukaryota; Metazoa; Arthropoda; Arachnida; Ixodida; Ixodidae
Product: high-affinity choline transporter 1-like
Exons: 4
Coding region: 1-573 (190 amino acids)
Biological process (GO): transmembrane transport; acetylcholine biosynthetic process; choline transport
Cellular component (GO): plasma membrane
Molecular function (GO): choline:sodium symporter activity
Source: RefSeq, a predicted model, not a curated record
AUGCUAGAAAAGUAUUUGCGCGUGUACUUCCAACGCGUCCUCUCGUGCAAAAGCGUGGUGAAUGCGAAGCUGCUCUCCUUCUUCACCGCGAUGGCCUGUUUCUUUCUCACCAUCCCGGCGGCACUAAUAGGAGCUGCGUCAAAAACCGCAAACUUCACAGCGGCAGGCUAUCCGGGGCCCGCAGUACUGGAUGACAGCGGCGCGGUUAUUGCGAGUGCAAUCCGCUACAUGACUCCAAACACCGUGUCCAUCCUCGGCUUGGCCGCCAUCACUUCGGCCGUCUUGUCGUCGGCGGACUCGUCCAUGCUCAGCGCCUCGACCAUGAUCACCCAGAACAUAUAUCGGACGACCUUAAGACCUAGGGCGACGGUGUUGGAGAUCGGCCUGGUGCUGCGACUGGCGAUCUGGAUUAUGGGCGCGGUAGCCACAGUCAUGGCACUCUACGUCAAUUCUGUCAGCGAUUUUUGGGCCCUGAGCUCGGACGCGGUGUACGUGCUGCUCUUUCCCCAGCUCGUCGGCGUAUUUUACGCACGAAAGCGGACAAACUCCUACGGCUCCUUCAUUGGUGAGUAA